Messenger RNA from Penicillium soppii, 558 nucleotides. Its product is annotated as putative DNA polymerase delta subunit 4. The transcript is spliced from 3 exons. The coding region runs from base 1 to 558 and encodes 185 amino acids. Gene Ontology annotation, biological process: DNA-templated DNA replication; DNA synthesis involved in DNA repair. The record is from RefSeq and is a predicted model, not a curated record. Gene Ontology annotation, molecular function: DNA-directed DNA polymerase activity. NCBI's taxonomy places the organism in Eukaryota, Fungi, Ascomycota, Eurotiomycetes, Eurotiales, Aspergillaceae. Gene Ontology annotation, cellular component: delta DNA polymerase complex.
AUGCCUCCCCGUCGCCGUGCAGGAAACCCCACCGGGGCGCAAUCGACGCUAUCGUUCGGAUCCCAGGCCCGAGUCACAAAGCCAGUCACCGCACCCUCUACGAAGGCCAAGAUCCUUGACUCGCGCUCAUCGAUAUCCAACAAGUCUACCUCCACCACCCCGGAGCCACAGCUAGCUGUCACCACCGAACCCUCAAAACAACAUGUCGCAGAGCUCGCAGUCCGACAGCAGCCCGCAGCCGAAGUCCAGCCGCCGCAAAAUGAGCAAGACAAGCAGGCACUGAAUUUGAACAAGCAGGAUAUCUGGCGAUACUGGAGGAAUCAGGAACAAAUCCGCAUCGCAUCCCGGGCACACCAACAAGGAAUGGAUGUAGAGGAGAAGAUCCUAAGACAUUUUGAUCUUUCAAGUCAAUAUGGGCCCUGCAUUGGAAUCUCUCGAGCCAAGCGCUGGCACCGCGCACACCAGCUGAAGCUCAACCCACCAAUCGAAGUCCUUGCGGUUCUUCUCAAGGGAAAGGAUACAAAGCAAGAAGCAUACAUAGGCGAACUGCUGUCAUGA